UUCAAAACUGAAAGCAGAAAUAUUUCGUUCCAUCGGCAACCGCGGCCAGCGUCUGCCUUCGAUGCCCCAUGAUGGGGCUUUCUUGGACGAGGUGCAAUCGCCUACGCGUGUAAGGCCCCAAGGGCAGGCUAAGAGGCACACCUCUACGGCGCAGAGAAACCGCCGUGGUGGAGAACAGCAUGUAGUCCAAGGAGGUGCUACUGGCUCUUGGGGGGCCUAGCCUGUGUCGGUAGCCGUGAUGGGGCUGCGUUGGCGUUUCUGUUUCUGUUAACGUUGGAGUGUGAUUUGUGUUGGCGGGGAGAAACGUGAAGGCCGCAGCGAGCAUUUUUUGUGGCAGAAGAGAUUAUUUCGAAACUUCCGCGGGUAGUGGAUGGGGGAUACAGCGAAUCAAUUGGGGCGAAAAAAGGAGAUAGUAGAAUCGUGGCGGGAACCGUGGCGGGAACCUUUCUUUGAGUUAUCACACUGCUGCAUGUAGUUGCGUUUGACUUUGUGUGCAUAGGACCGAUGUCGAUGAGCGAGUGUUGCCACCGUGUCUCGUACGAUACGGUUUGUCCGGCUUGGUGGUAGACAACACCGGAUGGAAGGCAAUGACAGGACAAGACCACAGAUCAUCUAUCUGAGAUAUUUCCGAUU
Molecule: messenger RNA, 633 nt
Organism: Ectocarpus sp. CCAP 1310/34
Lineage: Eukaryota; Phaeophyceae; Ectocarpales; Ectocarpaceae
Source: the annotation of a GenBank genome assembly